GUUAUCUGCGGGUGUCAGCUCUUCACAUGGACCCGAAACACAGAGCCCUGCUGCGGACACACCGGCUCUAUCUGUCCGGGCAGCUGCUGGUCUCUGACUCCAUCGUUCCGUUUCUGUACCAGGAGGACGUCCUGACGGAGGCUCAGGUGGAGGACAUCCAGUCUCAGCCCACAGACACCAGGAGGACUCUGAGGCUGCUGGACCUGCUGCCGAGCCGCGGGCCCCGGGCCUUCCCCCUGUUCCUGCGGGCUCUGGAGGACUUCAGCUGGGUCAGAGACAGACUGCUGCUGGAGCUCCGGACUCCACCUGGACCUGAACCAGGAGCGAGCUCGACAGACGAGUGCCGGCUCCCCGACUCGCUUCUCCAGAAGGUCCCGUCGGAUCGGGAUCUGUCCCGGCUGGCGUCACGAAUCGGGGAGGAGUCAGAGGCGGUGCUGAUGGAUCUGGGCCUGUCGGCGGAGGACGUGUUCAGGUGUCGGUCGGAUCACGCUCUCAGUACGCAGGCGGCAGUUCUCUCCGCUCUGAUUCUGUGGAGACGGCGUGAGGGCCGGAGAGCGACGGUGCAGAGACUCGUGCAGAGUCUGAACGCCGCUCAGGUCCACCCGUCUGUCCUCGAGGACGUCCUGAAGUGACCCCCGGAGAACCAGUUCAUCUCCUUUUAACCAUUUACUUAAGAGCAUUCCAAACAUCAAAGACUUUAAAGUGACUGUGAGGAGGAUUUUAUAAAAAUGUUUGAGCUGAUCAUCUCACCACAAUAUGAAGAUCUUUGUUUUUUACUUCGACAGUUUGCACAAAAAUACAUUAAAACAAGAAAACAGUUUAGAAUAAGAGAUUAAAUAUAUUAAAGAUGUUAAAUUCAACAGUAACAGCUCAGUCUGAUUCA
This is a messenger RNA of Labrus mixtus (cuckoo wrasse), 883 nucleotides long. RefSeq names its product CASP2 and RIPK1 domain containing adaptor with death domain (gene cradd). The record is from RefSeq and is a predicted model, not a curated record. Lineage: Eukaryota; Metazoa; Chordata; Actinopteri; Labriformes; Labridae. Gene Ontology annotation, cellular component: CBM complex. Gene Ontology annotation, molecular function: protease binding; death domain binding. Bases 27 to 632 code for a protein of 201 amino acids. The transcript is spliced from 2 exons. Gene Ontology annotation, biological process: signal transduction; regulation of apoptotic process.